Messenger RNA from Geodia barretti, 870 nucleotides. The record is from the annotation of a GenBank genome assembly. Lineage: Eukaryota; Metazoa; Porifera; Demospongiae; Tetractinellida; Geodiidae.
AUGCUGAAGAUUCCCAUCCGUGUCCUCCAGGCUUUCCCGCGAUCUCUUCCCGCGAGUUUCUGCCGCAGUUGUAGUAGUGUAACUGCUGGUUACACCCCGGGAGGGGAGAAUGACCCUGACGCAUACAGAAGAGCCAUGUCGGCAAAGAUUGACAACUUGAAGAAACGGUUGGAGGAUCCCACGAGGUUCAAGAACAUCAACGAUAGAGAUGAGAGCAGCAUCGUUCCAGCAGCCGUCACGGAGGCCAUGGUAACCGGAAAGUAUCUUAGUGUCUAUCGCGGAAUCGAUAUGCUGAAAGGCCCCGAGGAUAUGGCCAUCCUUUAUCAAAUGCUGUGGAAUGUGAAGCCACGUACAGUUAUAGAGCUGGGAUCAUUCACUGGAGCAUCUGCUCUCUGGAUUGCUGACUCCUUGAAUGGAGCCAACAUAGAGUGCAGUGUGUUUUCCGCGGACAUUGAUCUCUCUCUUCUUCACUCCGACAUCAGCUCCUUCAAACCUCCUAACUUGUCCUUUAUUGAGGGUGAUUGCAAUGACAUUGAAAAUGUUUUUCCAUCCGAGUUCCUCAAGGCUCAACCUCAUCCGUUUGUUGUGAUUGAUGAUGCUCACGCAAACUUCGACAAAGUCAUGGACUAUUUUCACUCCCACCUAAUUCCUGGAGACUACAUGAUUUGUGAAGACACAUGUCCUAAUAUUCUAGCCUCUGCAUUGGGCUCUAGUGAAGAUAAAGAGCUUCUGGGGUUUGAAAAGCUUCAUAGUUGGAAGAAGUUCCUCAACAGGCACCACGACAUGUACGCUGUGGACUCUUUCUAUUCCGAUUACUUUGGUUACAAUGCCUCGAGUAACUGGAAUGGCUAUGUCAGACGAAUGAAGUGA